UAAUGAGCCGCACCAAGACGCACCGCCCGGGUCAGAGGGGCGGGGUCAUGGUGCUGAGGUUUCUUCCUGUGAGCUAAAGGAAACGGACUGAAGGAUUUUCCCAUUCACCCAGCAGCAGCCUUAUUGUAAACACAGUGUAUAUAAAGCUGCGACAUGGAGCCGGACACAUUGACAACUCCGCAGGAUCAAGAUGAAGAGAUCCGUCAGUCUGCACAUCAUGCUUUCAGUGAGCUCGCUGCUCAUCUUCAACCACCACCCUUCAUCCUCAUCCUCUUCCUCCUCCUCCUCUUCCUCUGCUGCUGACGGCAGGUCCAGCAAGUGCAUCGACCUGCGCCAGGUGAACAGGACGGUGAGCAGGCUUCAGAGGUACUGGGAGUACUGGAACGAACUGUGGCUCCCAAAAAACCUGCAGGACACACGGACGUGCGCGCAGGUGGCCAAGGACAUGCGCGGAGAGCUGAGUAACCGCUCGCUGUCCCCGUGGAGGUACAGACUGAACCGAGAGGAAAACAGGGAUCCUCACGAGAUCCUGUUUGCCGAGUGUCUCUGUGAAGGCUGCAUCAUCAACCAGCGUGAAGACAUGAGCUACAACUCUGUGCCUGUGUUCGCUCCGCUGACGGUCCUGAGAAGAACUCUGUGUCCAAAUGACCCAAACAAAUACGAGGUGAAAAAGGAUUUUAUUGAAAUCCCUGUGGCCUGCACAUGUGCUGUGCCAAAGUACGCUGAAUGAUCAAAGAAACUAUCGCAAUCACAUUGGUGCUGAUUCUUUAUUAACCAAGUUAACCAAGAACUAAAUAUUCCCUCCUGCAGCUGGGGGUUAAAUCUAUUUCAAUGUGAUCUCUGAAGGUGUCACUAGUUAUUUUUGUUUGUGGGAAAUGUUUUUUCAUAAUUGACUAAUUUGACAGUGUUUUGUGUCAGUUUGAGCCAAAGUGAAACCAGAACUUCUGAUGUCACGUUAGCGGCCCUCAGUAGCUCUGAGGACGACAGUUUAAGGCCCCGAUCAGAGAGUCAGAGUGUUUUGCAGGUUGUAAAACACAAGGUGCACCGCACUACCUUUUUGGUUGAAUCCCGCCCUGAUCAGACGGAGCGCUUUCUGCAGCUUGCUGCGUCUUUUUUAUGUAAUAAUAAUACAGUUUAUUUAUACAGCACUUUUACAGCUCUCAAAGAUGCUUUAAAUUUAAAACCAAAGAAAAGAAGUAUACAUAUAAGUGCAAAGAGAUAAACAGAAGACAAGGACGAUAUACAACAACAAGGUGCAAAAGCAUAGUGCAAAACAAAGAAAAGGAGGGUGCAUGAGAAACAGAGAACAAAAAGCUAAUGUUAAAGGUUAAAAGCGGAUUUGAAAAGGUGGGUUUUGAGGAGUGAUUUGAAGGUGGAUGGAUUUGGACAGUCACGGAUGUGUAUAGGGAGAGUGUUCCAGAGGGAGGGGGUGGCUAUGGAGAAGGCGACAGAGCCUUCUCCAUAGGGGGUUCGAUCAGAUUUUGGUGGUCAAAGGUCAAGGUCACUGUGACCACGUCUGUCCCAUUCUUGUGAAUGCGAUAUCUCAAGACCGCCUCGAGGGAAUUAUUUGAAAUUUGACACAAACGUCCACUUUGAGUCAAGGAUGCAGAGGUGGGACCAAGUCAACUCCCAAGUCCUCUUCAACAAACACGUUGCCAAUAUUAAAUUUACAAAACUCAUGAAGGCUUUUAAAAAUGUACUUCUUAAAGCAGGUUUAUUAAAAAGUUCCUUAGCUGUUAAGCUAACGUUACAUGAGCAUUAGCUUGCUAUGUUAAUGUUAGCCUCCACUUACUGAUCUUUGUGCAGCUAGAAAUGUCGAACGAAGUUGGGAGUUGUUGCAUCUUUGUCUGUAACUUUUGACCCGCAUGUUUUGCAUACCGCAAUUCGCCCUGUUAACAAACAAAAAAUAAAAUAAUGAAAUGUUACUGUUGUAGUGGCUCCAGGUGGAGCUGGGAGCGUGCCUAUGUUCCCACAGCUCUAUGUUCCCACAGCUCUAUGUUCCCACAUUUCCUUUUUCAUAAAUUUAUAUCAGAUUUACAUACGCGCAUGUACCCACGAACAUAAAUAUGUACAUACAUAAUGUAUGUAUUCAGGUACAUAUGCAUGUGUGUGUAUGUAUGUAUGUAUGUGUAUGUAGGUAUGUAUAUGCAUAUAUGUAGCAUGUGAUUGUAUUACAUGUAUAUACCGUAUGCGUAUUUGUACUUAUCUGGUUUUGUUUGUCUGACUUAAGGAAAUGAAAACAAGGGUUCGCUAUCUAUAAGCUCUGCUUCAGCCGAAACCCUUUUGUGAUUGUGACGAUUUCUGCUGCUGCUGAUCGAAAUAAAAUUACUCAUUCAUUCAUUUACUAUGAAGUGCUUCCAAAAAAUCUUGUGGGAGGAUAGGGCUUAAAUUGAAGGGAAAUGUAGAAACACAAGACCUAAUUUUGAAAAUGUCCUAGAAAUGUGGGAACAUAGGGUUUAAUUUUGAGAAAAAUCUUAGAAAUGUGGGAACAUCAGGCCUAAUUUUAAGAAAAAUCUUAGAAAUGUGGGAACAUAGGGUUUAAUUUUGAGUAAAAUCUUAGAAAUGUGGGAACAUAGGGUUUAAUUUUAAGACAAAUCUUAUAAAUGUGGGAACAUAGGGCCUAAUUUUAAGAAAUUUUACGUGAGGCCAUGAAGAUGAGGCCAGACGGCGUUCCGUCUCCAUAGCUUCAGCUCUCUGUGCUUCCGCUCUGAUUUCCAUCUUUCCGGGCCUAUUUUGGGGCUUAGUAUCAUUUUCAGCUUCUUAAAAUAUGAAGGAGAUAGUGACAGUGAUAGUGAAAUACUGGCUACAGCUGUGUGACGAAACAGCAGAAACACCAAAAUAACCUGAGCAUCAAAUGGAAUGUAUUCAUAAUAAAUAAGCCACAAUAAUCUAAAUAACCAGCGUCGAUUAAUCAGUCAGAGAGAAUGUGUGUGUGUGUGUGUGUGUGUGUGUGAUAUACAGGCAGCAGCAACAGCGACCCUCCUGUUGACACCGACACACGUCAGCAGCCGUAGGGAUUUAGGACUGUUGGCAGAGAAUGCAGCAGCAAGCGAACACGCCGUCUGCUGACAGGUUUAAACCGACUUGGCCAGCAGACUUUGCUACAAGUUGAUUGGCAGUAGAAACUGGCGGCUGCUGGUGAUUUGACCAGCAAAGUGUCAGGUGACACCAUCAGUCGGCUUGAGUCGAGCUCAGACCGGCCAGUUCACACCGCUGCACCCUUUCUGUAUAAACGGUUUUAUCUCAAAGCAAAUCUCUGGUCUAAAUUAAGCUUUAGACAUCUGAACCUCUUUUUUGUAACAUGUCAAAAGCAAAAGCUAAACAUGUCAAAUAUCGUCUGAAAAGUAACCAGUUAGAAUAACGUCAGAUGAACAGAGUGCAGUAAACAGUAGAGAUAUAGUGGAGUUGAAGUAUGACGCAGCAUAAAAUGGAAAUACUCAAGUAUAGUUCAAGUACCUCAAAAUCGUACUGAAGUCAGGCGUCAGAGCCGCCGUCAGAGAUGGUCAAAGGGUACAGAUGACCCCGGCCCAAGGCCAAGGGGGUCUAUGGCUGACCUUUAAAUGAGAUCAAAUGCAACAAUUUACCUACUGACGUAUAUCACUGACAAUACAAGUUAUAUGUAUUUACAUGAUAAAUAAAUGUAUUUGAACACAUUUCAACGUGCCAUCUGAUGCCCAUGCCCCGGUUCUUAUUAAUGCCUCUGCACACUGGGGGUCCGUAAACAGUCUUGAAAUUGCAUCCAGUAAGUUUCGACACAAACUUCCAAUAAAUACAGCCAUAUAAAUUUUAAUCCAAGCCCAGUCAAAAACUGCUUACUGGCAUGAAUUUAAAUACCGUGGCCUACUUCAGCUGGUGACAUAAGCCAUCUAGUGGUGUGGUGGGAUAAUACCUUUAACACAAAUCAAACAUAUGGAUCCAAAAAGAUAGAGGUACAAGUAGAUACAAAAUACACGUGUAGAUAGGAUUAAUUGAAAUAUAUUCACAGGAAGUAUAAAAACGUGCAGGGUGGGUGUGGAUGAGGGGCCCACUUUUGAAAAUGUUGUCUCCCUGCCCAUAUUUCCUAACGGCUGGCCUGACUGAAGUCCAGUACUUGAGUAGAUGUACCUGGUUAAACGACCGCCUACCAGCUCCCCUGAAGCUCACCAACUGACAGAUUAUAUCUCAUUUGCUUUACCAGCAACAGUUCCAAAAACCUCAACCCAAACCAGGCUAGCUGUUUCCACCUGUUUCCAGUCUUUAUGCUAAGCUAAGCUAACUGUCUCCUGUCUGUAGCUUCAUGUCUAACUGACAAACCUGAAAGUGUUGUCGAUCUUCUCGCCUCGGCAGGACAGUGUGUUUCUCAAAAUGUCAAACUAUUCCUUGAAAGCAGGACAGUAUUAGACACGUGCACGUUAAGCUGCACGCGUGUUACUUUAGUCUCUAAAACACACUUUGAUUAAUUUACAUUUAAAAACUGUAAAACAUCAAACUCCUCUCUGAGUUUCGGAGCUUUGUGAAGUCCUGUGUUUAUGAAAUGAGCCUCAUCAGGCUAAAUCAGAAUCAGAAUCAGAAUCAGAAAUACUUUAUUGAUCCCCGA
Molecule: messenger RNA, 4576 nt
Organism: Epinephelus moara (kelp grouper)
Lineage: Eukaryota; Metazoa; Chordata; Actinopteri; Perciformes; Serranidae
Product: interleukin-17C-like
Exons: 4
Coding region: 191-730 (179 amino acids)
Biological process (GO): inflammatory response
Cellular component (GO): extracellular region
Molecular function (GO): cytokine activity
Source: RefSeq, a predicted model, not a curated record